GAUUAGAUCCGGUUAUGGAGCCUCUUUGUUUCCCUGCAGCCUUCUUACUGAGAAGAUUGAUGAAGGCAGUGUGAAACAUGGGCUUCCAUACAUUAUACAAAUUCAUCUGCCAGUUUUUCCUCACUAUGCAGAUUGUUUGUGGUUUGGACAAGGUGAAGCUCCUGAAUCCUCCAGAGGAAGCUCUCCCAGACCAUCUCCUGAGAAUCCUCUACUCUUGUGAUGCAGCAGCUACAGUACAGCUGGACUGUGUUGUAACAUUUGAAACAGGCACAGUGUCCACAAUCCAACUGAGGCAGUGGAGCUGUGUCCCCAGGGAACCUUUAAUAAAGACUGUGAAGCUGAAACUACCAGAUUGGUUGGUGUAUCAACCAGAUGGGAUAAUUCCAGAUUACAUUUUGCUGAGCUGUUUUCUUCGAGCCACUGUUAGACACUCUGGUUCUGAUGAGACUAGAAGCCCCUCUGGUUCUCAGGAUGUGGCACAUCUGCAGCCUAAGCCCUUCUUUAGUCGACCUGUCAAGCAGCAUCAGCUCUCUAUGUCCUGGAGCAAACAAAUGUUACAAUUAACUCAGCGGUUUUUACAGAAACUGUGCCCUGUAGAGCAAGAAACCAUCCAUCUUCUGUCUACAAUCUAUGCUUCAACCGGAGAAAUUUUUGGAAUAACAAAGACACUGGAUCCAUACAGGAAUGAGCUGCUGGAGCACCAUCGCAUUAAAGCCAUUGCUUUUCCUUGGUGUGAACUUUCCUUGUGGAUAUUUGUGACCAGGCAUUGCAAGGAGAAAUUGUGUGGAGUGUUUCAUCACAUUGAUUCCCACAACAAUUAUGCCACACCAGCACUUUUCCUCGGACAAUCAGGCCAGCUACACAUUCAGAUAAGUGGGUUUUCUGAAGAAUCUUCUGCAUUUCUCUCCACAUUUACUGUCCCUUUAAAUAAAUGGUGCCAACUCAGUCUAGCAUUACGCGGAAAAACUGUAACUGUUUCCUUGUGGUUUAUGCAUGAUGAGGAAAGAACAGUGAAAUCUUCAGAACAUACUUUAAGUCAUGAUGUCAUAUUUGAUGACACAGAAGGAUAUUUUGUGAUUGGUGGAGGGAAAUUUAUCCAAGGUCUGGAAGGUUAUUUUGGACCUGUAGUUUACUACCGCAACAGAAUUCCCCAUUCCACGUCUGAAGUUGUUAUUCCAGAAGUGAUAAAAAGCACAAACCUGGCUGGAUGGCUGCAGAACUGCAAAGAAUUUAUCUUUGACAUCGCUGUCAAAAUCAGUGGCUUCAUACUUAAAAACAAACAGGGGAAAAAAGGUUAGACUUGUUUCAAUGUUUUACAUGAGUGGCUUGAAAUGGGGAAACAACCAUCAAAUUCCCAGUGUGGGCUUUGGGAGAAAGCUGUUCCUCGCAGAAAAAUUGCUACCCAACUAGCCAAGUUACUGGUUUUUAAAUAUGGAAGGACAUCAGUCAGUCCAACAGCUGUGGGAAGAGCUCUGUAUUCCUUAUCAGUUCAUAAGAUGCAUAAAACAAGCAGCACUGCAGCUGUCAGAAAAAUAUUGCAUCUCUUGCUCCAAGCUGGCUGUCUUGCUGAUAACCUUGCUCUGCACAUGUCAUCUGUGCUCUACAGCACUGGCCUGGGAGUCCAGAAGCACCCCAUUAAGGCUUGGCUCCUUGCCCUGCUGGCUGCUCAGAGGGAUAAUCGGUUGGCUCUAUUGCAUCUCGGUCACCUACACCAGCAGGGACUACAUGGUUUUCUGAAAGAUCCAGAUCUGGCCUAUGCUUAUUAUGCAAAUAUUGCAAAACAGACAACUUUAGACCGGCAGAAUCCCUCCCCACAGCAGACGUUUGUGGAGGCUAUAUAUUUGAACGACGAUGAGACUUUGAACCUUCAGACCAACAAGGAUCAUCAUAUCUUUCAGUGGCUGAAACUACAGGCCCGCAGAGGGGCAGCUGAGGCUGAGCAAGCUCUUGCCCGUAUGCUCUUCUGGGGUCAGCAAGGAUUGUCUCCAAACAUACAGGAGGCUGUGAAGCACUAUGAAAGAGGAGCUGUGCAGCUGGAGGACCCAGUGUCAAUGUAUGACUAUGGAAUAGUGCUGCUGCUGGGCCAGGGUGUUGAAAAGGAUGUUCCAAAAGCUGUCACUUUCCUUAAAAAAGCGGUGGAAAAGGAAUUUGUUCCCGCAAUGAAUGCCCUGGCCUGGUACUAUGAGCAGUAUGAAAAGGACUACCAGCAAGCUGUGCAGCUGUGGGAAAAAGCAGAUUCCCUUGGUUCUCCAGAUGCCCCUUUAAAUCUCGGUGUCUUGCACUCACAGGGCCUCUAUCCAGGAAAACCUGCUGACCAGUAUGUGGCCUACAAGUACUACCUGAAGUCUGCUGAAAGAGCACACCUGCGCGGAGCAGUUUCACUGGCUGACGUCUGGGCUACAGGGAUACCCGGCUAUGUUGCGAGACGCCCAUCAGAUGCUGUCUUGUGGGUUAAGUGGACAGCUGAGCACAACGGAUAUUUGGGCAGGAUCUUAAGGAAUGCGCUGGAUUCCUAUCUGAAGAGUGACAUGUUCAUGGCUUUGUUAUACUAUAUGAUGGCAGCUGAAUCAGGGUAUGCUCCUGCACAGUUUAAUGUGGCAUAUCUUUGUGAACAAAAUUCGGCUGGGUUUCUGGAUCGUCACUAUGCAACAAACUAUAUGUGGAGAUAUUACAAUCUCACAAUCCAGAGUCAGAAUCCGGACACUUAUGCCUUCAUUAGGAUGGGUGACCUGUUAUAUGAAGGGCUGGAUGGUAGACAGAAAGACUACUUUUCUGCUGCACAGAUGUAUUCAAAGGCAGCUUUAAGCAACAACCCACAGGGAUGGUACAACCUUGGUUUGCUUGUUGAUGAGGGUUACAGGCUGCCACUUUCCAUACUGACUGAGCUUGGCCUAUCUGACCUGUACCAUGCAGACACAAAUCUUCUCCUAAGUACCAUGUACCAAAGGUGUAGAGAUUCCGACAACACAGAUUCAUACUUGCCGUGCAGCCUUGCUCUUUUUCAUAUAUUUUUGCAGUCAUUUGAAGGGUGCCACGUUGCUUCUGUGAUUAAGUUCACCAUUGCUGUUGCUGUGGUUGCAACUCCAACAGUGUUUGUAAUUGUCCUUGGUGUGCUCAGAAGACGCAUGUACGACCAAGAAUCUUGACCAAAAACUAACAGAAGAAACAAAAAAUCUAAUCAGAUAUUUGGUUUAGCUUUACUGUUUAAAUGCCUAUUACCUCAGGGUCAAUAAACCAGAGAAACUUACAUUUCAAAA
Messenger RNA from Cyprinodon tularosa, 3257 nucleotides. RefSeq names its product protein sel-1 homolog 3. Lineage: Eukaryota; Metazoa; Chordata; Actinopteri; Cyprinodontiformes; Cyprinodontidae. The transcript is spliced from 23 exons. Gene Ontology annotation, molecular function: protein binding. The record is from RefSeq and is a predicted model, not a curated record.